GCAACACUAGCAGGUGCACGUGUUUAUGUUUUGAACUACUAUAAUCAUUUGUGGUUAUUUCGAGGAAAAUAUUUUUUUUUCAUAUUUUACUAAAUAAGUUUUACUAUACUGUGAUAAAUGAAUUAUAUACAGCAAUGUUGUUGACGGAGGAUAAAGAAAUUGACAUAUUCGUCGCAAGUAAAAUAGGUUCUUUCAAACAUAUAAAAUACCAUACAAAUAGAUCAAAAAACAGUAAAAAGUGCAUCGAAAACUUGGUAGACAUAAAGUCCCUUCAGAAAGAUGACAGCAUUACAUGUAUGGAAUGGGGGAAUGGUGAUCAAACAGAAGUACUGCUUGGUAGGACUAACCAGGAGAUCCAAAUUUACAACACAGAAAAACGGGCAGUCACAAAGACAUACACUGCAGACUUCUCCACAGGCCACAUUGUCGGUCUUGGCCGCUGCAAACGAAAGGUUCUUGCGGCACUGUCCAGUGGAGUCGUCAAGAUCUGGAGCAGAAAGGAUGAGAACAUUGUAGAAACAGGGAAGCUGGAUACAAUGAGAGUGUGCACUGAUGAACCAACUAUGUUUGCCACAGGUGGUGAAGAAAAUGACCUUAAAAUCUGGCGUGUCGGUGAUUCCGUGCCAAUCUUUAGUGCUAAGAAUCUGGCCCACGAUUGGCUUCAACUCCGGAGGCCAGUGUGGGUCACCGACCUUACAUUCUUACCUGGAGAAGGAGGCCACUUGGCUGCUGCAUGCUCAAGGCAUGGAUAUGUCAGGAUGUAUGACUCCAGAGUUCAACGUCGUCCAGUCAUCAAUGUAGACUUCGAAAUGGCCGCCACCUGUAUUACCCCAAGUUUUGAUGAACGUCAAGUCCUAGUCGGCUUCGGGCGAGGCCAGCUGCAUCAAGUAGACCUCCGCAAGGCCAAACCGGACAAAGGUUAUAAAGGUGCAGCGGGAGCCAUUACAGAUAUAGCAAUCGUUCCUGCAGACAAGUUAAUCGUGAGCACGAGCCUGGAUAGACACUUAAGGAUACACAAAUAUGAUACCAAGGAAUUGGUCUAUAAGCAAUAUCUAACAUCUAAAUUAUCAAAGGUCCUGGUCCAAACCACAUGCAACACUCCAUUGCUGUCUGGACCAGUUGAGGAAACCAAAUCCGAAGUAGAUGAGAUGGAUCAGAUAUUUGACAGAAUGGAGACUGUGAGUGAACAAUCGAAAACAAAGUCUGACGAUCAGAUACCUGCUAAGAAAUCCAAGCAUUCAGAUCCAGAAGAAGCCAUCAAGAAUCUUCUCCGCAAAACAGAGAAGACGAAGAAAAAACGCGAACAAAGAAAGAGGGAGAAGAAAACAAAGAGUGUGUUCCAUAAUGCUUAGAAUAUAAUUGUGUUUUAUAGCAGAACUCCCAACCUUUGGUUAAAUCUCCCUCUCUGGAGAAAUAAUAUUUUCAUGCCCACAGUAUCCCGAAGUUAACAAAUCUUUCUGGGCUAGUCUCAAUUCAUUAAAUUUAAAUAAAUACCUACUAUAAUAUAAAAUAUAUAUUACUACUAUAACACGAAAUAUAUUUUAUAUUGUAAUAAUUUUUGAAAAAUAAAGGAUAAUAAAUACAUUUA
Molecule: messenger RNA, 1588 nt
Organism: Plodia interpunctella (Indianmeal moth)
Lineage: Eukaryota; Metazoa; Arthropoda; Insecta; Lepidoptera; Pyralidae
Product: lethal (2) k09848
Exons: 1
Coding region: 135-1352 (405 amino acids)
Biological process (GO): ribosomal large subunit biogenesis
Cellular component (GO): nucleolus; preribosome, large subunit precursor
Molecular function (GO): protein binding
Source: RefSeq, a predicted model, not a curated record